GAUAUAAGAAUUAGCACCCAAUCUUUAGACUUUUCCCCUUCUAGCUUUCUAUCCUUCUUUUCCACUUUCCCUUUUUCUUCUCUUUUUCCUUCCUUCCAAGUAAUUACUUCUUCUGUACUGCUAUUAAUAUGGCUCACAAUAACCAUUAUUCCUGGUCAAAACCCGAUCACAAAACCAACGCUAUGUACCCACCUCAAAAACCCACCACCGCCACCGGUUCACCCGGUUUGACUCGCUUCAGUUCAGCUCCCGGUUCCUUUUUAACCAGAGCCGUUGAUUCGGUUAUCGGCAGUGGCGCUGCUACUAACAGUAACAGUAACAGUACCAGUUUUAAUCAUCAUAAUCAGAAUCUUAAUCAUCCUCAUCCUCAUCCUCAGUAUUUCUCUUCAGCCGCUGAUUCUUCUUCGCUCACCACUUCUGAGUCAACUUGCAAACUUAACUCGUCCAACGCUCUCUCUAAAACUGGAGGGUUGCAGAGAUCUUACGGGUUUAAUGAGAUUGAUAGCAGUGGAUCUUUACUUAGACAGAACAGCUCUCCUGCUGGCUUUCUUUCUCAUCUUAAUAUCUCCUCCACCGAAAACGGUUUUUCAAUUACACCAGGGACUGGAGGGUAUAACUCGCACAACAGUUCGAGUUGUGGCCAUGCUGUAUCACGGUUGAAAUCUCAAUUGAGCUUCACUAGGCAAGAUUCUCUUUCUCAGAUAUCUGAAGUUAGUGAGGAUCUUGUUGAAGGCAUCAGCUCUAACAAUGGACACCCGAAUUCUCAUUCUUAUUCAACUGGUGGAUUUGGUAUGGGAUCCUGGGACAACACCAAUUCAAUUGUAUUUUCUGGACCAUCAAGCAAACGAAUGAAGAAUAUUGAUGGAGAUAUCUUUAACUGUAUCAAUGGCUUAGAAACUCAGUUUAGUUUGCCACAGACCAGCCUUGAGAUGGCAACAGUAGAGAAGCUACUAAAUAUUCCUGAAGACUCCGUGCCUUGUAAAAUCCGUGCUAAGCGUGGUUGUGCAACUCAUCCACGAAGCAUUGCUGAAAGGGAGAGAAGAACCAGAAUAAGUGGGAGGCUGAAGAAACUACAGGAUCUUGUUCCUAACAUGGAUAAGCAAACGAGCUAUUCAGACAUGCUGGAUUUAGCAGUGCAGCACAUCAAAGGCCUACAAGGAGAAGUUGAGAAAUUACACAAGGAAAUGGAAAACUGUUCGUGCGGAUGCAAACCAACAACAUGGCAGUCUGGCUAAGAAGGAUUUUAGUGAAGCAAAGUUUUUGAUCAAAGGGUUUGAAGGCAAGAAGGAUUUAGUAAAUUCUAAUUGAUUUUGUGAAUGUACCAUGUUUUUAACGUAAUAAAGCAAAAGUAAAGGGGUGGACACUCUUAAAAACUGUAUAUAAUGAAGUCAAAAUUGUUACAUGGGAAAAGGAUGUAUUUUAAAUGGUAUACAAAAUUCCAAUCGUUUCAGCAA
Messenger RNA from Mercurialis annua (annual mercury), 1454 nucleotides. RefSeq names its product transcription factor bHLH128-like. The record is from RefSeq and is a predicted model, not a curated record. Gene Ontology annotation, biological process: regulation of transcription by RNA polymerase II. Lineage: Eukaryota; Viridiplantae; Streptophyta; Magnoliopsida; Malpighiales; Euphorbiaceae. The transcript has 6 exons. Gene Ontology annotation, molecular function: RNA polymerase II cis-regulatory region sequence-specific DNA binding; protein dimerization activity; DNA-binding transcription factor activity, RNA polymerase II-specific. Gene Ontology annotation, cellular component: nucleus. Bases 129 to 1235 code for a protein of 368 amino acids.